AUGAGGUCUGAGCAGCCGGUGGGGAGCACGGAAUCCCCCGGCCCCGCCGGCUCGCGUGGGGUGCUCGGACUCAGUCCCGGUGGCUUCCAGAAAGAACAGGACGCCCUAAGUGUCGCGCCAGUCGGAGGACUGCCUGGGGGCUUAGUUAGAAACGUGGAAUUAGGAGCUUCAAAGGAAGAAGUCAAGAUCCGAAUAAAAGGAGGAGCCUUGACUGGUGAUGGCAUCAAGCCAUUAGAGAUGCUUUUCUUCCUCUGGGUUCAGAAUUUGGAAGGCGAUCCCUUGUCCAAGUUCAGAGCCUUCGUGGGUGUUUGCUGCUUGUGGAGGAGAGUCCCACGGACUGGCUGGGUGUACAGAAAUGUCAAGGGGCCAGAGAGUGUGUCCGAUCACAUGUACCGGAUGGCAGUUAUGGCAAUGGUGACCAAAGAUGACCAUCUCAACAAAGACCGAUGCGUACGCCUAGCCCUGGUUCACGAUAUGGCAGAGUGCAUCGUUGGAGACAUAGCACCAGCAGAUAACAUUCCCAAAGAAGAGAAACAUAGACGAGAAGAGGAAGCUAUGAAGCAGAUAACCCAGCUUCUGCCAGAGGACCUCAGAAAGGAACUCUAUGAACUGUGGGAAGAGUACGAGACCCAAUCUACCGCAGAAGCCAGAUUUGUGAAGCAGCUGGACCAGUGUGAGAUGAUUCUUCAGGCAUCUGAAUACGAAGACCUUGAGAACAAACCCGGGAGACUGCAAGACUUCUACGAUUCCACGGCAGGAAAAUUCAGUCACCCUGAGAUAGUCCAGCUUGUAUCUGAACUUGAGGCUGAAAGAAAUGCCAACAUAGCUGCAGCCGCCUGUGAGCCGCAUUCCUGAGACCACUGUCUACACUGCUGCACUCCUGUAACAAAUAUUUUAUUUUUCCAGUUUAUGGCAUCGUGUUUUGCCAUUGUUGAUCUGUUGAUUUUCCCAGAUGUGGCUCUGUUUAUCUUGAGUUGUCUGGACUUCAGCAAGAAAUGUGGUGUAAUUUAGGCACUAAAAGAAGCCACGGAACAGGAAGUGGUCAUGAACGUGUCAUGGAUGAAGACUGGCACAGAAAGUGCCUUUCUAUGAACUAACUAACUAAAUAAAUAUUAAACUAAAGCUUUGGGAUACUUAUUGGAGAUUUUAAAUCCCCUUAUUCUGACUUAACAACCCACAUCUCUGAAGGCCAGAUCUAUUGAACAGUAGAAAAUUUAAUUGCAGUUGCCUAUAAGAACAGAUUCCUCAGCUGACUUAGUGAUAAGACUCGAGAAAAGAAAGGGUAUCAGUUGUGUUUUCUCUCCACAAAGGAAAUGCUGCCACAUUCAGAUGAUCACUCUCUUGAGCUGGAUUUUGAAUUUGACCGUGGCUGCUUCAGGAUCUCGAUUUGUCACCCUACUAGUAGGUUCUGCCCCUCUCCAAUCCUUUCUGUCAUUUAGGGAUGUAAGUUGGAGCAUACGAUUAAAUGCCAUUUGUCUUCC
Carlito syrichta (Philippine tarsier) is the source of this 1481-nucleotide messenger RNA. It is a transcript of the gene HDDC2, whose product is annotated as HD domain containing 2. The record is from RefSeq and is a predicted model, not a curated record. Gene Ontology annotation, molecular function: 5'-deoxynucleotidase activity. Gene Ontology annotation, cellular component: cytoplasm. NCBI's taxonomy places the organism in Eukaryota, Metazoa, Chordata, Mammalia, Primates, Tarsiidae. The transcript has 7 exons. Bases 1 to 855 code for a protein of 284 amino acids.